GACAGAGCACCCUCGCUCACGAACCAGCCGCCAGGCGCUUUGAUUGCGUGGCCAGACUUCUUGACACUGAGCUCAGCUGAGGAAGAGGACAAGGAAGAAGCCAUGGAGCACAGCCACAUCCCGGUUUUUUCUCCAAAUGUGAGCACCUGGAGCACAGGGCAGAAUCCCUCUGAGGUCGCCCAGGGAUGCCCUCUCGGACCUCUGCCCGUCAUCUACUACAGCAUACUGCUCUGUCUUGGCCUUCCUGCUAACAUCCUAACAGUGGUUAUCCUGUCCCAGCUGGUGCUGCGUCGUCAGAAGUCGUCCUAUAACUAUCUCCUGGCUCUGGCAGCUGCUGAUAUCCUAGUGCUGCUCCUCAUUGUUUUUGUUGACUUCAUUUUAGAGGAUUUCAUUUUGGGUAAACCCCUGCCACCGUCAUUUAACAGUGCAGUGCAGGUUCUGGAGUUCUCCUCGAUCCACACCUCCAUCUGGAUCACUGUCCCUCUCACCAUCGACCGCUACAUUGCCGUGUGUCACCCUCUGCGCUACCACACGGUCUCUUACCCGGCCCGAACACGCAAGGUGAUAUUUGCCGUGUAUAUCGGGUGCUUGUUGUCUGCAGCUCCUUAUUACUGGUGGCCUGAGCUGUGGCACAGCCUGCCAGGGGUUGAAAGUGGGAAUCAAGGCGGAGGAGGAGGAGCAGAGAGCAGCAGGAGAACGGCUGCCCAGCAUGUCCUGGUGUGGGCGCACUGCGCCACCGUCUACCUCCUGCCCUGCACAGUCUUCUUCUCCCUCAACGCCGUCAUUGUGCGGAAGCUGCGCAGACGACGGAGCUGCUUCCGGUUACGGGGAUACUCCACAGGCAAAACCACUGCCAUUCUCCUGGCCAUCACUUCGAUUUUUGCCGUUCUGUGGGCCCCACGCACCCUCAUGAUCCUCUACCACUUCUACUCGCCUCCACCAGCCUCAGAGAGCGCCGGCCGUCUGCUCCACGUGCUCACCGAUAUGGCCAACAUGCUGGCGUUGCUCAACACGGGCGUCAACUUCUUCCUCUACUGCUUCAUCAGCAAGCGUUUCCGGGGCAUGGCCGCCAACGUGCUGCGAGCCCUGGUCCGCUGCCGGAAGCAGUCGCCUCCGUUUUACGCCAGUCACAAUUUCUCCAUCACAAGCAGUCCCUGGAUCUCACCAGCCAACUCCCACUGCAUCAAGAUGUUAGUGUACCAGUACGACAAAAAUGGGAAGCCUAUCUGUAUCUCCUCGUGA
Menidia menidia (Atlantic silverside) is the source of this 1242-nucleotide messenger RNA. Lineage: Eukaryota; Metazoa; Chordata; Actinopteri; Atheriniformes; Atherinopsidae. The record is from the annotation of a GenBank genome assembly.